This is a messenger RNA of Vicia villosa (hairy vetch), 2875 nucleotides long. Its product is annotated as two pore calcium channel protein 1. Lineage: Eukaryota; Viridiplantae; Streptophyta; Magnoliopsida; Fabales; Fabaceae. Gene Ontology annotation, molecular function: voltage-gated calcium channel activity; calcium ion binding. The record is from RefSeq and is a predicted model, not a curated record. The transcript has 24 exons. Bases 210 to 2423 code for a protein of 737 amino acids. Gene Ontology annotation, cellular component: plant-type vacuole; vacuolar membrane. Gene Ontology annotation, biological process: calcium ion transport; transmembrane transport.
UGACCAUUCACAUUUAAAUCACUUUCAUUUCGUCACAUACUUUCAUUUAACGAUUUCUUUAACCAUCAACUCAAGCUCUUUAUUCCCUCUCCAUGUGCGAACGUGAUCUUAUAACCACCAUCAACUCAACAACGAUUCAUUAGAAAUAGAAUCUUCUGGAAUUUUAUCAUUCAUCUCUCUUUAACACUUCAUUUUUCAGUUCUCUCACUAUGACGGAGCCUCUUCUCAGAGGCGAAAGCAGUGGAUUGAGAAACCGUUCGCGAGGGAUAGUCCGCCGCACCGAUGCUAUCACCUACGGUUCCAACUAUGAGAAAGCCGCCGCUCUCAUCGAUCUGGCUGAAGAUGGUGUUGGUAUACCUGAGCAACUUCUGGAUUCAUCAAACUUUCAAAGUUAUUCAAGAUUUUAUUUUAUGUUCACUAAAUUCGAUCUCAUCUGGUCUCUUAGUUAUUUUGCUCUGAUAGUCCUGAAUUUCCUGGAGAAACCUCUAUGGUGUGAAAAGAAUACCACGCAUUCUUGCAAUGAUAGAGAGUAUUUCUUUUUGGGACAGUUGCCAUAUCUAACUGCCGCACAAUGUAUUAUUUAUGAGGGAAUAGUUCUUGUUUUGCUAAUCAUCCAUACUUUCUGGCCUUUAUCAUACGAAGGGCCCCAUAUAUAUUGGAAAAGUCCUAUUAAUCUAGUGAAGGCCUUCUGUCUGUUAGUUAUCCUUGCUGAUAUGCUGGUUUAUGCUCUGUAUAUGUCUCCGGUGGGUUUGGAUUUUCUUCCUUUCAGAAUUGCACCUUAUAUCAGGGUUGUUCUUUUUGUUCUGAAUAUUAGGGAGCUACGAGAAACCACCAUCGUCUUGGCUGGAAUGUUUGACACAUACUUAAAUAUCUUGGCUUUGGGGCUUCUUUUUCUUGUUUUUGCGAGUUGGGUGGCUUAUGUGAUUUUUGAAGAUACAAUGCAGGGGAAAACAGUAUUCACUUCCUAUACUACAACGUUAUAUCAGAUGUUUCUGUUAUUUACCACAGCCAAUAAUCCAGAUGUUUGGGUUCCUGCAUACAAGGCUUCACGUUGGUCUUGCAUUUUUUUCAUUCUGUUUGUGCUGGUGGGAGUCUACUUUGUUACAAACUUGAUCCUUGCCGUUGUUUAUGACAGUUUCAAGAGUGAGCUUGUAAAACAAGUUUUUGAUAUGGAUCAUAUGAGAAGAGCUAUGUUGGAGAGAGCUUUUAAUCUCCUAGAUACACAUAAAGUUGGAUAUCUCAACAAAGAUCAAAUCAUUAGGCUCUUUGAGGAGGUGAACAAGUACAGGACUUUGCCAAAAAUCUCCAAGGAAGAAUUUGAGCUGAUAUUUGAGGAGUUGGAUGACACUCAUGAUGUAAAGAUCAACAAGGAUGAAUUUGCUGAUAUUUGCAAUGCCAUCGCCUUAAAAUUCCAGAAGGAAGAUGUGCUUUCUUACUUCGACUAUUUAGUAUUCUACCAUUCACCAACGUCAAAGACAUUGAAAGCUUUCGUAAGGAGCACCAUGUUUGGAUACAUAGUGACCUUUGUACUCGUAGUGAAUCUGGUUGCUGUAAUUAUUGAGACAACGCUUGACGUAGAAAAUAGUUCUGCUCAAAAGGCUUGGCAAACGGCUGAGUUCUUUUUCGGGUGGAUAUAUGUAAUAGAAAUGAUUCUAAAGGUUUACUCAUAUGGAUUUGAAAACUAUUGGCGGGAUGGUCAAAAUCGCUUUGAUUUUGUGAUCACAGUGAUAAUUGUCAUUGGAGAAACUAUAGAUUUUGCUUUUCCCGAUGAUGCUCUGCCAUUUUUCACAAAUGGAGAAUGGAUUCGUUACCUCCUUCUUGCAAGAAUGUUGAGGUUGAUAAGGCUCCUAAUGCAUGUCCAGCGAUUCCGAAGUUUCGUGGCAACUUUCUUAACUCUGAUACCAAGUUUGAUGCCAUACCUUGGGACCAUAUUUUGCAUCUUGUGUAUUUAUUGCUCACUUGGCAUCCAGAUUUUUGGUGGUCUAGUUAAUGCUGGAAACCCAGAUUUGGAGGCCACAGACCUUGCUGCUAAUGACUAUUUACUUUUUAAUUUCAAUGAUUAUCCAAACGGAAUGGUGACACUAUUCAAUUUGCUAGUCUUGGAGAUAUGGGAAGAAUUGAUGGAGAGCUACAAGGAUUUAACUGGAACUUCGUGGACCUAUGUGUACUUCAUUAGCUUCUACUUAAUUACGGUUUUGCUGCUUUUGAAUUUGAUUAUUGCUUUUGUCUUGGAGGCAUUCUUUGCUGAAAUAGAGCUAGAGUCAUCAGAAACUUGUGAUGAAGAUGACAAGAAGGGAGUUGCAGGAGAUAGAUAUCGGAGGCGACGAGCUCUUGGAACAAAAACACGAAGCCAGAGGGUUGAUGCUCUUCUUCAUCAUAUGCUAAGCGCUGAGCUGGGUCAAAAUCAUCCUUCCAAUACAUAAUUCUGAGUAUAUCCUCUUCAAGGAUGCACAAAGAAGACAUUUUAUUAUGUAAAAUUUGUAAGGAUCUUUCAUGUGCUCUAUCUUCAUGUUAUGCUAUUUGAUUGAAUCAAUAUGGAUCGACGGAAAGCAAUACGUUGCAAUUAACUCCAGUAACCUGUGGGUCAGGUCAAACAUGGUUUUUCCGUUAUUAUUUGUGGAAAAAGCACACAAUCAAAUGCCUUGAUGAGCUUGUGCUGAAGGAGAAUAAAUCACAAGUAGCAGGAUAUUGUAUUCCACGAGGUGUUAGCAGACUAGUGUGUUGUAAUGGCAACCUUUUGUUUAUUUGGUUUUUAUAAUCCUUCCUGGGUUUGAUAUUUUAUAGACUGCAAACUGUUAGUAGUUCUCCUUUCUUCCAUUAUUAUUCAUUCAUGUUCUCAUUCAUCAUUCAAUUAUUUAGCCAUAUUGUUUUUUUA